Molecule: messenger RNA, 1520 nt
Organism: Cariama cristata (Red-legged seriema)
Lineage: Eukaryota; Metazoa; Chordata; Aves; Cariamiformes; Cariamidae
Gene: TRIM24
Product: tripartite motif containing 24
Exons: 10
Molecular function (GO): zinc ion binding
Source: RefSeq, a predicted model, not a curated record
UUGGUGUUAUCCGCUGUCCAAUUUGUGGUCAGGAAUGUGCAGAAAGACACAUCAUAGAUAACUUUUUUGUGAAGGAUACCACAGAGGUUCCCAGUAGCACAGUAGAGAAAUCAAAUCAGGUCUGCACAAGCUGUGAAGACAAUGCAGAAGCUAAUGGUUUUUGUGUGGAAUGUGUUGAAUGGUUGUGCAAGACCUGUAUCAGAGCUCACCAGAGGGUUAAAUUCACAAAGGAUCAUACUGUGAGACAAAAAGAGGAAGUAUCUCCAGAAGCAGUUGGUGUGACCAGUCAGCGACCUGUGUUUUGCCCUUACCACAAAAAGGAACAGUUGAAGUUGUAUUGUGAAACCUGCGACAAGUUGACCUGCCGAGACUGUCAGUUACUAGAACACAAAGAGCACAGGUACCAGUUUAUUGAAGAAGCUUUUCAGAACCAGAAAGUGAUCAUUGAGACAUUAAUCACCAAAUUGAUGGAGAAGACUAAGUACAUAAAAUAUACAGGGAAGCAGAUCCAGAACAGAAUUCUUGAAGUGAAUCAGAAUCAGAAGCAGGUGGAACAGGAUAUUAAAGUUGCCAUAUUUACACUGAUGGUAGAAAUAAAUAAAAAGGGGAAAGCUCUACUGCAUCAGUUGGAGACUCUGGCAAAAGAGCAUCGGAUGAAACUUCUGCAGCAACAACAGGAAGUGGCAGGUCUCUCUAAACAGCUGGAACAUGUCAUGAAUUUUUCCAAAUGGGCAGUUUCCAGUGGGAGCAGCACGGCGCUACUGUACAGCAAACGCUUGAUUACAUAUCGACUACGAUAUCUUCUCCGAGCAAGGUGUGAUGCGUCACCAGUGACUAACAAUACCAUCCAGUUUCACUGUGAUCCUAGCUUCUGGGCUCAAAAUAUUUUCAAUCUAGGUUCUCUGGUAAUUGAAGAUAAAGAAACCCCACCACAUAUGCCCAAGAGCCCUGUGAUGGAAACAAACUUACAGCCACCAGGCAGCUUACCUUCAAACCAGCUGUCCAAGUUCCCAACACAGAUAAGCUUAGCUCAGCUCCGACUCCAGCACAUGCAGCAACAGGUCAUGGCUCAGAGACAGCAAGCUCAACGCAGAGCAGGUCCAGUAGGUUUGCCGAAUCCAAGAAUGCCAGGAGCCAUGCAGCAACCUCCUGCUUCUCAUCAGGCACCUCCGCGCUUGAUUCAUUUUCAGAAUCAUAGCCCCAAGACCAAUGGUUCAGCUCUUCCUGCACAACAGAUGAGAUUUCCCCAAAAUCAGAACCUACCAAGGCAAGCGAUAAAGCCCAACCCGUUGCAAAUGGCAUUCUUGGCACAGCAAGCUAUAAAACAGUGGCAGAUCGGUAGUGGACAAACUUCAACUCCCGUUUCAACUGCAAGCAGCACAUCUACUCCAUCCAGCCCCACAGUCACUAGUGCUGUAGGUUGUGAUGGAAAGGCAUACGGUCCCCCUGUGAUAGAUUUGAGUUCUCCAGUGGGUAGCUCCUACAAUCUACCAUCUCUUCCUGAUGUAAGUGUAACAUAA